Striga asiatica is the source of this 876-nucleotide messenger RNA. Lineage: Eukaryota; Viridiplantae; Streptophyta; Magnoliopsida; Lamiales; Orobanchaceae. The record is from the annotation of a GenBank genome assembly.
AUGGUACCUCUCAUUUCAUUAGGGCCCUGGGCCUGGGCCGACUCUGAGUACGGCUUGGAUGGCCUGCGGCACAAUUUCUGGGUUUCUAAGAAUUGGGAAACAACCGAGGACAAAAUCGACUCGGGCUAUGACAGCAGUACGGCUGGGGUUGUGAUUGAGUUUUUAGUGGCCGACUGGGAAAAAUUGCCUGGAUUUGAUAUUGGAGCACAACUAGCCGGAAUGUGUGGUCUACUUGCUAUUGCAAUAAACGAGAAGAGGGUUUCAGUUACCUAUUACUAUAACAUAGCCGAUCAUGAAAUUUUCAAAUAUAGGUCAUCACGUUCGAGUUGGUCCUGUUACUUUUCUCCAGAGACCUCACUCGAGUGCAGAAAACGAGCCUACGAGCUUGUGCACGACAAGGCAGCAUGGCAGACAGGUGUUAUCACAGGAAAAGAGAACUAUAAUUCAAAAGACAUAUGGUCCGGGAGCAUAACUAGGGUAUGGGGCAGUCCUUGGAGUAUUAUGCAACCGACCACCGAGAUUAACGGGACCUUGAUUGUUCGUCAUCGGAAAAUGGAUCAUAGAUGGUGGAGAGCUCAGAAAUGGGCAAAAAGGAAUGAAAAUAAAUCUUUGUCCUCUGCUUCAGGCUAUACGGGUCGGUACAUGAUGAGGUUUCAGACCGAGUACACAUCCAACAUUAUGAACAAGGCCCGCCACAGUGCCUUUGGACGUGAAGCUGGGAAAAUGGUUCUUGAGUCAUCCUCUGAGUCUUAUAUCUAUUAUUUGCAUAAUCUUAGAAUAAAUGAGCAUGAUAUGGAAAAAUUCGUGUGGUCUAAUCACAAGCCAUGGGUCCCUCGGCCGCUGUUGAGCAUUCAUGUCAGAAUUGAAACAUGUUGA